Polyodon spathula (Mississippi paddlefish) is the source of this 2214-nucleotide messenger RNA. Its product is annotated as regulator of MON1-CCZ1 complex-like. Gene Ontology annotation, cellular component: Mon1-Ccz1 complex; late endosome membrane; lysosomal membrane. Gene Ontology annotation, biological process: regulation of autophagy. NCBI's taxonomy places the organism in Eukaryota, Metazoa, Chordata, Actinopteri, Acipenseriformes, Polyodontidae. The transcript is spliced from 20 exons. The coding region runs from base 99 to 2066 and encodes 655 amino acids. The record is from RefSeq and is a predicted model, not a curated record.
AUCACAUGAGUGUAAACAGGAACCAGAAUUUUGAGCGAGACAGGGAGACCAUUGCAAAUCUCUGGCAGUAAACUUAAAACUGGACAUUUACUUUAAUAAUGAAUGAAGAACAUUACUUAGAGCUUUGCGAUAAUCCGGUCCAGUUUGAAAACGCCUCCAGCGUCAAUAAUGUAUUUUUCGACGAAGCAAAUAAACAGGUGUUUGCAGUUCGAUCUGGUGGUGCUACAGGUGUAGUUGUGAAAGGACCAGAUGACAAAAGUAGCAUCGCUUUCAGAAUGGAUGAUAAAGGAGAAGUGAAGUGCAUCAAGUUUUCUUUUGGAAACAAGAUUUUAGCAGUCCAGAGAACCGCCAAAUCGGUGGAGUUCAUCAACUUUAUUCCUGAUUUACUUCAUCUGGAAUAUUCCCAAGAAUGCAAGACCAAGAAUGCCACUAUCCUGGGUUUUUGUUGGACCAGUUGGAAUGAAAUCGUCUUCAUUACUGACCAGGGAAUUGAGUUCUAUCAGGUAUUGCCUGAGAAGCGCAGUCUGAAGCUGCAGAAGAGUCAAAGCAUCAAUGUUAACUGGUAUAUGUACUGUCCUGUAACAUCUGUUGUUCUGCUGUCCACCACAGUACUGGGGAAUGUGCUCCAGCCUUUUUUCUUCAAGAAUGGAACAAUGUCCAAAAUGUCAAAGUUUGAAAUAGAAUUACCAAUUGUCCCUAAGCCAGCAAAACUGAGCCUGUCGGAAAGAGACAUUGCCAUGGCCACCAUAUAUGGGCAACUUUAUGUUAGGUACUUGAAACAUCAUUCAAGAACGUUAAACAGUCCAGGAGCAGAGGUUGUCCUUUAUCAUCUACCCAGGGAAGGCACCUGUAAGAAAAUGCACGUCUUAAAGCUGAACACCACUGGCAAGUUUGCUCUGAAUGUGGUGGAUAAUUUGGUGGUGGUUCAUCACCAGAGCUCCCAGACCUCCAUGAUAUUUGACAUUAAGCUACGAGACACAGAAGGUACGGUUAACAUCCAUCAGCCAGUGCUGCCUGCUCGAUCCAUCCACCCAUACAAGAUCCCAUUGACAGGUCCUGCAGCAGUAACUACACCAACUCCUGUACCAUGUGAACUUUAUUCUUCUACUUGGAGUGUCUUCCAGCCAGACAUCAUAAUCAGCGCCAGUGAAGGUUACCUUUGGUAUCUCCAGGUGAAGCUGCAGCCUAUUGUAAACCUUAUGAAAGAUAAAGGAAAGCUAAUGGACUUUCUCCUGCAGAGACGGGACUGCAAGAUGGUGAUUGUGUCUGUUUGUUUCCAGAUGCUCAAUGGAUCCGACAAAGGCAACCUGUCUGUCAUUGCCACCGUGUUUGACAAAUUGAAUCAGGUGUAUAAGGAAUACCUGGAAACUGAACAAAGCUACAACAUGGCAGUGGAGGCUGGUCAAAGUCGAGGUAACCCAGCGCAGAUGAGACCAAUAAGCACGCAAGCUGUGAUUGACCAGUCCGACAUGUACACACAUGUCCUGUCCGUGUUCACAGAGAAGGAGGAUGUGUCUCACAAGUUCAUAAUUGCAGUGUUAAUGGAGUACAUCCGCUCACUCAACCAGUUCCAGAUUACAGUGCAGCAUUACCUGUAUGAACUUGUCCUCAAGACUCUUGUCCACCAUAACCUCUUCUACAUGCUUCACCAGUUUCUGCAGUACCAUGUUCUCAGUGACUCCAAACCCCUGGCUUGCCUCUUGCUGUCGCUUGAAAGCACUUACCCGCCAGCUCAUCAGUUGUCUCUUGACAUGCUGAAGAGAUUGUCUACAGCCAAUGAUGAGAUAGUGGAGGUCCUGCUGUCCAAACAGCAAGUGCUGGGGGCACUGAGGUUUAUCAGAGGCGUCGGGGGACAUGACAACAUAUCAGCACGCAAAUUCCUGGACGCAGCAAGGCAGACAAGAGAGGAGAUGCUCUUCUACACCAUCUUCAGGUUUUUUGAGCAAAGAAAUCAGAGGCUACGCGGAAGCCCACAUUUUACUCCAGAUGAGCACUGCGAGGAACAUGUUGCUUACUUCAAGCACAUUUUUGGGGUGGAAGCAGUAAUGAAGCCCACAGCAUCAUGAACCAACAUGUCUUGCAGCUCUCUGUGUUUAAAGUUAGGCUGUACACUUAAUUUAUUGUAUCUGAUCAAAGCUAAUGAGCUUUAUCAGUAUCUGAUUUCAUUAUGUAUAAAAAUGCUUUCCUGCUUAAUAAAAUUAUAUAUAUAUCACA